Plutella xylostella (diamondback moth) is the source of this 1471-nucleotide messenger RNA. The record is from RefSeq and is a predicted model, not a curated record. NCBI's taxonomy places the organism in Eukaryota, Metazoa, Arthropoda, Insecta, Lepidoptera, Plutellidae.
ACAUCUUCUCUCAUCGCCAUUCUCAAUGAUUGGCUCAAUAGUGAUCAUCCUAAAAGUGAUAGUGGGAGCUUAGGAAAUAUUAAUUACUAUUUGAUAGAAAGUUUUUUCUGAUAAAAAGAAUUAGUUUUUAAUAUUUCUGCACCAUGGCGGAUGAAAAACUAGAUAAUUUGCAAGGGAAAAAUGGCAAACUUACCAUAAACGCUGACAAGUUGCUAAACAUAAAAGACGGCGAUUUGAAAAGAAUAUUGGAUGAAGAAAAGGUGUCUUUGAAAUCUUGUGAAGAAAAUUUGGAAAAGAUUCGAGAAUGGUACGAAAAGCAGCCACAUUUACCAAAAGGGCAAAUAGAUGAUCAAAUGCUGAUAAGAUACUUGGUAUCCUGCAAUUUCAGCACAGAGAAAGUGAAAGACAAGUUGGAUAACUUCUAUUCGGCCAAAAACAAAAUGUCUGAUUUAUUGAAAAACAGAGACCCAUUAUCACCGACUAUUGAAAAUGUUUUAAAAACUGGCUACUGGUUGCUUCUACCAAAACGGACGGAUGAUAAUCAUCGUAUAUCUAUUUUUAGACUCCCCGAAAACGCGAACAAAGACACAAGUUUCGCCGACAUAGUGAAGAUAUCGUUCAUGAUCGGAGAGUACCGGCUGUGGAACGACGUCACCGGCGGCGAGCACUGGGUCUUCGACUACCAGAACGUCACGUUCCAGUUCGCCAUGCAGUGCACGCCCACUCUGGUCUCCAAUAUUACGUUCAUUCUGUCGAUAUCGUUCAUGAUCGGCGAGUACCGGCUGUGGAACGACGUCACCGGCGGCGAGCACUGGGUCUUCGACUACCAGAACGUCACGUUCCAGUUCGCCAUGCAGUGCACGCCCACUCUGGUCUCCAAUAUUACGUUCAUUCUUUCGCAUUGUUUAGCCGCAAAACUUAAAGGUGUCCAUCUGAUUGGGAUACCGCAAUACUGCGAGGCGUUGCUGAAUCUGUUCAAAAGGGCUAUGAAACCGAAGGUAGCCGAGAGGAUCAACAUUUACAACAGCUACGAAGAACUUUACAAGAAACUACCUAAGGCAUUGUUCCCUUCUGAUUUUGGCGGAAACGAGAUAUCUUCGAAGGAAAUUACUGGUGAAUACUAUGUAUCUGCUGAUAAACAACUACUGCAAAAGCUAUAUAAUUAUAACUUUACUAAACAAUCGGUGUAUAAUAUAAAAUGCUCCCGGAAAAAUUCAUGGCUGAAAACAUUCCAGACACCAGAGUGGCGUCAAUACUUCCUAGACCAAGACGAGGCUUGUUCUGAUGAGAGCAAGAGAGAAGGUGUGACCAAACUUGACGAAGUAUUCGGAGUGGAAGGUUCUUUUAGAAAACUUGAUAUUGACUAAGAACACUGGUUUCCUGAAGGCAUCUCAAAGGGCUUGUGUUUUCAAAAUAAAGGUAUUAUGGGUGGUGUUACUAAAUAAUAACAAAAAAUGGUAUAGUAAGUAAA